AUGACGGAUGUAGUUUCUAUGGAGGCGGAGGUGAAGGAGUUUAUGCUACAGCUCGAAACGGUACAGUCCAGUCUGCUGGUAGACCCUGAUAACACAGAGCUGCAGAGUCUAAAAACCGAGCUGGAAGAACUGAUAGCCCUCACCAAACAAUCCAUCGACGAGUUGCGACCCCCCAUCCAACCCCAGCCUGUCUCGGAGCCGGUCAAGGAGAAGUGGUCCAAGGAGAACCACCCCGCCUACCAGGCAGGAUACCGCAAACCAGCACCGUCGACGUCGACCGCCGCUGCAGACGCCACCCCAUCAGAGGAAGAGCAGACACAGACGACAACCUUCUGCGUCAACGACAACGUCCUCGCCCGGUGGACCUCGGGCGAUGGCGCCUUCUAUCCUGCCCGCAUCACCUCUCUGACCGGCUCGGCCACAAAUCCCAUCUACAUCGUCUCCUUCAAGUCCUACUCCACUACCGAGACCCUGUCGUCAAAGGAUAUCCGCCCUCUCUCUGCUAGUGACUCGAGAAAGCGAAAGGCUGAUAAUACACCCUUAUCAUCAGGCACUGCGGCUCCCAACAGCAUCAACGGCACUAAUACCGGCAGCGGCAGCAGCGACGGCAACAGUCUAAAUAUAGGUUCCGAAUCCAGCGUCAUCUCAGCCGCUGCAGACAUCAACCCCGACCUUGCGAACCAGGCGAGAAACGUAGCCAACGCGGGUGAUGGCUCUGCGCGGCCAGCCAAAGCUCAACGUAAGGUUAAGCGCAAGAAAGACCUGGAGGCCGGCAAGAACAAGUGGCAGGACUUCACGAGCAAGAGUAAAUUCGGCAAGGUCAAGAAGGAUUCCAUGUUCAGGACUCCGGAGGGGGUGAAUGCAAGGGUUGGCUUCACUGGCUCCGGACAACAGAUGCGCAAGGAUCCAACUCGCAGUCGCCACACUUACAACCAGGAAGACGACGUCUACUAG
Messenger RNA from Arthroderma uncinatum, 954 nucleotides. RefSeq lists its product as uncharacterized. The record is from RefSeq and is a predicted model, not a curated record. Gene Ontology annotation, biological process: negative regulation of DNA-templated transcription. Gene Ontology annotation, molecular function: DNA-binding transcription factor activity. The coding region runs from base 1 to 954 and encodes 317 amino acids. The transcript is spliced from 3 exons. NCBI's taxonomy places the organism in Eukaryota, Fungi, Ascomycota, Eurotiomycetes, Onygenales, Arthrodermataceae.